Molecule: messenger RNA, 1476 nt
Organism: Kluyveromyces marxianus DMKU3-1042
Lineage: Eukaryota; Fungi; Ascomycota; Saccharomycetes; Saccharomycetales; Saccharomycetaceae
Exons: 1
Coding region: 1-1476 (491 amino acids)
Source: RefSeq, a predicted model, not a curated record
AUGUUGGUGCAAAUGCGAGGAGGGAUACUUUUCAGACGGAGUGGAUUGUAUUUGGUGCAGGCUCGCCGGAGAUUCGGACAUUGGGACGAGUUAUAUUCGAAAUACUAUAUAAAUGGGCGAGCCAUUGGAGGUGAUGAGAGGGAGGUUGUUGGGAAGCUAGGGCUAUUGACGGUGCCUCGGGUUGAGGAGGCCCAAGUACGGUGUGGAUUUAAGGGGAAGGGAGUUUCCAGGAUGCUUGAUGUGCUGUUGUUGGAUGUUUAUAGUGGGGAUAAAGGGUGGAUGGAGCAGUUUUUGCAGCGGGACAGGAAGCAGCGGAGUUUGAUCAGAUACGGUGUGGAUUUUGGGGUGAAGAGUGCUAGCGGGCUUGAUGAGGUGGUUACGUACGAGUUGCCGAGUCCCUGGCUGGAGAAGGCGGGGUGCGAGAUUCUGGAGCUCGGUUCGGAGUCUGAGUCUGAGGCUGAGAGUCGGGAGGGUCCAUCGGGGCGCCCCGAUGGGUGCCAUUUGUAUGUGAGUGAGAAGGGUUUCACGCCGGCCAGAUGGCCUACGUUCAGUGUAGUGCCAAGACAUGGUGGUAGUGGCAGCGAGGCUGGGACUGGGACGUCUCAUGAGAACGAAGUGGACGCGGAAACGGCGUUCGAUGUAGCGUUGAGGUUCUCCAAGGACAAAUCGUUGGUUUCAACGUACCUCGAUUCGCUCGACUCGACUAAUAUACUGGCCAUCUCCAAGAAAUUGCAAGCGAGACUAAACGACAAGAACCAGAUAUUCCGUGACUUGGAAAGGGCCGUGUUGACGGAGCUAUAUAGGGUGGACGAAUCCCCGCAAGAAUAUGAGAAAUUAAUGAAAUCAAGAGCACGCGUUGACGAUACUAUAGAAAAUUGGGCUCGAGAGGCGCAUAAGGAGUUGCAAGGGUCUAUAGAAAAACUAUUGCAAGACUUCGCGUCUAAGCAACUCUCUCUUUGGAAAGUUUACUCAUACUCCGAACCUAAACUAUCUCUGAAAUUACACGAACUCUGCAACAUAUCAAACGAUCUAGAAAUGGUACAAAAUUUGUCCCACAUUUAUGGAUCCCUAGGUAUACAACAGCAAAGGCUUUCCAUAAUAAGUCCCGAUUAUGCUAAGAACAAAGUGCCGUACUUGCAUAGAGAGAUUAACAAAUGCGUGUACAAAAACUUCUUCCAACUCCAAUUCCCACUUAUAGCUGUUUCUGUCAUUGGAUAUGUGACAGAGUUAUGUAGCGGCUACUCGAUGGGUGCGUUAGCCUCGUUGGGUAUCGUUCUUGGCUUGAAAAGAGUUAAAGACACAUGGUAUAACCUUCUACUUCAGUUCCAGCAGCAGAUUAGGGAAGAAUGUAGAGUUGGUAUCGAACUAAACAAACAGCUGUUGAGAAAAAAUUGGGAAGACGCUUAUACCCAAAAAGAAUCCGAAUUGAGUUCGAAAGUCGCCCUAUUGGAGCAGAUCUCGAAGGAACUAAAAUAA